Molecule: messenger RNA, 444 nt
Organism: Clunio marinus
Lineage: Eukaryota; Metazoa; Arthropoda; Insecta; Diptera; Chironomidae
Source: the annotation of a GenBank genome assembly
ACCAAUCUAAUUAACGCUUCUGAAAUAACUGAGAAGAAAAGUUUCCAAUUUUUUAGUUUAUGUAAAUGCGAUGGAAGGAAACAGAAGCGUCUAUUGUUGAAAUAUGAGCUUGAGAAGCAAAAGUUUAAAUGCAAAGUCUUUAGAAAUGUAUGCAAUUGGGAAAUGCUUAUCGGGCUUGGUUUUGGUUUUGUGACAUUUCAAUCGGAAGAUGUAGUAGAUAAAGUUUGUGAAAUUCACUUCCAUGAAAUAAAUAAUAAAAUGCGAAGCAAUGCAAUUUUGUUUGCUGUCAUUUCCACAUUUCAAACCUGUCAUUCUUUCGUUGCUGUGAGCUUUGUGGAGUUGUGUGAUAAGAAAGACUGUCGUCUUUCAGUCGACAAACAGCUUACACAACUAAUGGCAGCAUCACAUCAAGAUGAAGGGGAAAAAAGUGAAUCAAUUAGAUAA